UUUGAUUUUGAAGUGCAUAUGUAGGUACCUACGAAUUUUUUCUAUUGACAAAACCAAAGAGUAAAGUAGGUAAUUUGCCUAUAAUUCUAAAAUCCGAUGAUGACGGAAUUUGACAAUUUGUAUUUUGUAAUCUUCUAAAUGACUAUUUAAUAUUAAAAAAUAUAGGUUUUUAUCCAUAUACGUUAGGCAAAAUCGCUUCAGUUUUCAUAUACACAGUGUUUAAAGAUGCAGUAAAAUAGACUUCUGAAUUUAAUUAUGGAUAAUUCUGAUGCGAAGAGCCAAGACGUUGGUGCCAAGAAAAGUCCAUUUGAUGAUUUAAGUAGAGAAGAUUUAAUAGCAAAAUGUAAGGGUCUACUCGUCAUAGCGCAAAAGGCAAAACAAGCGAAAUCGGAAUUCCAAAAUGAAGUAAAUCAAUAUAAAACUCAGCUUGAACAGUGUGAAAGGGAAAAGAAAGCUAAAGAUGAUAGUGUGCAUACAUUACAAGAACUUGUUGAUUCCUUAACUGAGCAAAAAUUGACAUAUAUAACUGAAAUUGAUAAUGCACAGAGUAAAUUGAAAAUUCUUACUAAUAAAUGUAAUCAAUAUGAAGAGAAUAUAAACAAACAAAAGGUUGAAUUCAGCUUAAAAGAAAAAGACUUUGCAGUAGCUUCACAAAAACUUUCAGAUCUUGACAGUGAGAUAAUUUCACUUAAAAGACAAAAUAAAAGACUUUUAGAUGAAAAUGAACAACUUAUUACACAACUCACAGAACUUGAAGCUAGAACAGAAGAAUUUAAUAAAAUUGGACUGCAACAAAGAGAUCAACUAAAAAGUUUAGAAGAAAAAGUUCAACAAGAUGAAACAUAUCAAAUAAAAAUCGAAGAACUUAAUAAUAAAAUUAAAUAUUUAGAAGAUAAAUUAACAGAAACAAUGUGUCCAAAAAAUGAAAAACAAUUGCAAGAUUUGGAAAUCAAAAUAAAUGAAUUAACAAAUUUGUAUGAAUCUGAAAAGUCUAAAAAAGAAAAGGCAAAUAUCAAACUAAGAAGCUAUAAAGAUAAAAUUCUUAAAUGUGCUACUUGUAUAAACCAAUUAAAGAACUCUAGAUUUAUUUUAGCAAAAACUGUAAAAGAAUAUUCCGAAAACAUUCCAAAAUGGCAAAAUGAAAUUAUCAAAGCAUCAAAGGUACUUGAGGGUCAAAUGACAGAGCUAAGUAAUGAAAACAUUAACUUAAAAGAUAAACUUCAACAAAAACAAAAGGAAUUCGAAGAAAUAUCUGAAUCAUACAGCACUGUAAGUAACCAAGUGAUUGAAUUAAAAGAUGAAAUAAAAAUAUUAAACAUUGAGCUAUCUAAUUUAAAACAACAACUAUCAGAAUCAAAUAAUUGUAAUAAUGAACUAAAGAAGGAAAUUGCACACUUAAAGCUUGAUGAAGGAAGUUUGGUAAAUAUUAAUGAAUAUAUUGUCGAAAAUAAUGUACUUAAAGAAAAACUACACAAUGUGCAAAUGCAGCUUCAUUCUGUUACUGAUGAAUCAAAACAACUGGAACUUGAUAUUGAAAAGUUAAAGAAUGAAAAUUUGAAAUUAAAUGAAUUAUCUGAAAUAAAUAAGAGGAUUGAAGAAGCGCAACAAAAAAUUGUCUUACAAUUAAAAGCUUUAGAAUCUGAAAAAUAUAUUUUAGUUAAAGAAAAACAACAUGCAAAAGAUAGUGUGAUAGAUUUGGAAAAUCAAAAUCAAAUAUUAAAUGAUCAAAUCACUCAAAUGAAAAAUGAAAUUAAAGAAUUAAAACAACUCACAGAAAAUCAAACAUUGGAAUUAAAAAACAUGAAUGAUAAAUACAUUAUUGAAAGAGAGCAGUUUGUAAAUCAAUUGAAAAGUGAAGCAAUCAUUUCCAAAGAAAAAUAUGAUAGUUUGAAAAAAGAGUAUGACAAUCAGUUAGAUUUGAAUGGAUUACUACAAGAAGAAGUCGAAACAUUAAAACUUUCACUGGAACAACCAAAAGACGAUACAGAUAAUUUAUCAGAUGUAAAUGUUUCCUUACAAGCUGACAUUUUUAAGCUAGAAACUAAGCUGUCUGCAUAUAAACAAGAAAAUGCCUCAUUGUUGAUAGAAGUUAAAGAAUCGCGCAGUAAAAUUAAAGAGUACGAUAAUCUAGUAGCUGAAUAUGAAGAAGCAAGUGCUAAACUCGUAGGAUAUAAAUCUGAAAAUGCGGAGCUACUGAAUGAAAUGAAAGAAAUUAAUCAAGUUCUUAAAGAGAGAGGAGAAGCUAUAUCUAAAUUGCAAAAAGCUAUAUCGGAAAUGGAGAAACUUAUAGAAACUUUAGAGAAAGAUAAAGAUAUGAUUAAAGAAGAAAGAGAUAAUUUACUUAAGAAAAAUUAUAGCAUAGAAGAUGAUUUAAAAAAUGCAAAAGAAGAAGCUUCAAACUCGAUAGAGAAGAUUAAAUGUGAAAGAGACGCUGCAAUAAAAAAUCUUGAAGAGAAAGAUGCUGUAACUUUAGGAUUGAAAGAAGAAUUGGAGAAGUUAAGACAACAAGCUUCUAAUGCUAUGGAUCUACCUAAUGAAGAUAUGUCUACAUCAACUAUAUCAAGAGCUGAAGAUCAUAUACGUAUGAGAGAGUUGGACGAUUCAUUUGAGGAUAAAUACACAAAGCUAAGGAUGUUUGCUUUAAAGCUUAAAAAGAAACUAAAUGAAACCAUAGCCCAAUUACAAUCUUCUGAACAGGAAAAAGCUAAGUUAAAGAAGUUGAUAACUGAUAAUGAUUUAGAACAUAAAUCCAAGGAAACCAGAGAAGAUUAUGUUUUGGAUAAUCCUGGAAUUAAUGAAAAAGAUGUACAAAAAUCUAAUUCUGUUGAAUUGGAAGUGAAAGUAAAGAACUUAACAUCAGAUCUCGAGGCUGCUACUAAGGUUAAUGAAAAAGUAAAGCAUUUAGAAGCUGAACUCAUGCUAAAGAGUCAACAACUAACUGCUGAGUUGGAAGCACAUAAAAUUACAAAAGGUCAGCUAGAAAAGGCUCUAAAAGAUGUUAAGAAAAAGAAUGUCUUGAGUCUUGAGAUGGAGGACUACGAGAGGUCUAUGAAAGAACUUACUACUAAAAUGGAAGAAAAUAAAAAAAAAAUGAUCCAGAUGGAGUCAACAAUUGAUACGCAAGAAGGAACAAUAACAGCAAUGAAAACACAAAUCAAAUUGUUAGAGGAACAAAUAAAAACGGAAGAAACGCAAAAUAGACUUCUCAAAGAAGAAUUACAACAGGCUAUUGAUGACAGUAAAGAAAAAGAUGAUGUAAUUAACCAAAAGAAAGAUAUUAUAACAAAAGUUAUGCAGGACCUAGAAGAUCAAAAGAGAAAACACGAGGAUGCUGAGUUAGAAAUGACCGCAGUUUUAACUGAAAAGGAAAAAAUUAUCAUAAAUUUCGGAGAAGAAAAAUUGGAAUUAAACAAUAAGAUGAAAAAAUUAGAAUUAAAAUGUGCUGAGUAUGAAGAGAAGUUGCGUAUAACGAACAUAGAACUAGCAGAUUUGAAGACAGAAUAUACCAGUUACAAAGUAAGAGCUCAAGCAGUUUUAAGACAAAAUCAAACCGUUGAUAAAAGCCAAGAAGAACAAUUGAAAGAGGAGAUUGCCGCACUGAAGACUCAAGUCGACACUUUAACUCAGAGACUUACGGCGAUGGAACAGCAGUGCGCGGAGGCGCGGGCGGAGGCGGAGGGCGGCCGCAAGCGGCUGGCGGAGGCGGGCGCGGAGGCGGCGCGCGCGCAGCAGCGCACGGCGCGCCUGCAGGCCGACCUCGCGCGCCUCUCGCACCUGCUGGACUCGGAGCGCUCGCAGCACAACAUACAGAUUUCAACAUUAACUCAAUGUUAUAAGUCACAAAUAAGUGACCUCGAAGCGAAACUACAAAAAGAAGCGGAAAAUUACAAGAAACAGAUUGCAAUUUUGCAAGAAAGUACGAAAGCAGGAAAUUCUGACGAAGAAAACAAUCGUGCCAAAUACAUGCUCCCCGUGAUUCCCAAAGAGGAAGGAAGUGAUAGCGAACUGGACAUAAACGUGUCGCUCAUACCGCGAGAGGAGGGAGAGGGAUCCGAAGCUGCCCCGUCCCCCCCACUGUCGAAGUCGUUCCUCUCGGGUAGAGACAGACGGUCGCCGGUGCCACUUGAACGGUUAUUGGAAGACGGCGUGCCCGAUAACGAUUCCCUCGACACUGCCUCACUAGCCCUCACCUCCGAACAGGAGAUAGCGGAGCUUAGGAGGAAGUUCACAGCACAGCAGCAGAGAGUGAAGCACGUGACGGUGCUGCUGGCGGAGUCGGAGCGCGAGUGCGCGCGGCUGGGCCAGCUCAGCGAGCUGCUGAAGGGCGAGCUGCGGAGAGUGCGCGCCGCCGCGCCCCACGCGCACAACACCGAGUACAUGAAGAACGUCACGCUCAAGUUCUUGACACUGCCGCCGGGAGAUGAGCGUAGCCGCUUAGUUCCAGUCCUGCAAAAGAUUUUAACGCUUUCUUCGGAGGAGACCCAAAAAAUACAAGCAAUCGCUAAAGGGUACGAUCCAAACCCGAGCAAAGGAUGGGGCAGCUAUUUACCAUGGCCUGCAGGAAAAUGAAAAUAUCGUUAACAAUGUUAAAAUUGGAAAAAAAAUAUCUGUGAUUUAAAUUACAUAUUUGAUAAAAAUAUUGAUUGACCUUAUGGAUUACUAUGUAAAGAUUAAAUAAUUUCUAAAUAACAAAAUAGCAAAACAUGUAUUCGAAUAUUAAAUUCGUUGUUAGAAAAGUA
Messenger RNA from Melitaea cinxia (Glanville fritillary), 4739 nucleotides. Its product is annotated as putative leucine-rich repeat-containing protein DDB_G0290503. The record is from RefSeq and is a predicted model, not a curated record. The transcript has 15 exons. NCBI's taxonomy places the organism in Eukaryota, Metazoa, Arthropoda, Insecta, Lepidoptera, Nymphalidae. Bases 256 to 4569 code for a protein of 1437 amino acids.